GCAGCCGAGGUGGCGUCUCGGGGCGAAGGGGCGGCGGGCGGAGCCGAGAGGCAGGAAGGUAGCGGUGGCCGGUGGUGCCCAGCAUGGCGGCCACGGCCUACGAGCGGCUGAAGCUGCAUAUUACACCUGAAAAAUUUUAUGUGGAAGCUUGUGAUGAUGGGGCUGAUGAUGUCCUCACCAUUGACCGAGUGUCCACAGAAGUCACCCUGGCAGUCAAGAAAGAUGUUCCUACUUCAACUAUUACAAGACCAAUAUUUGGUAUACUGGGCACAAUCCACCUGGUGGCAGGUAAUUAUCUUAUUGUCAUUACCAAAAAGACUAAAGUAGGUGAAUUUUUCAAUCAUGUAAUAUGGAAAGCAACAGAGUUUGAUAUCCUUUCUUAUAAGAAGACAAUGUUGCACUUAACUGAUAUUCAGUUACAAGAUAAUAAAACUUUCCUAGCAAUGCUAAAUCAUGUCUUGAGUACGGAUGGAUUUUACUUUUCAACAACAUAUGAUUUGACCCAUACUCUGCAGCGGCUGUCUAACACUAGUCCAGAGUUCCAAGAGAUGAGUCUCUUGGAAAGGGCAGAUCAACGAUUUGUGUGGAAUGGACAUCUUCUUAGAGAGCUGUCUGCUCAGUUGGAGGUCCAUCGCUUUGCUCUUCCAGUGUUACAUGGCUUUAUUACUAUGCACUCAUGUUCUAUUAAUGGAAAAUACUUUGAUUGGAUUCUCAUCUCCAGGAGGAGUUGUUUCAGAGCUGGUGUGCGCUAUUACGUAAGAGGAAUUGAUUCUGAAGGCCAUGCAGCUAACUUUGUAGAAACAGAGCAAAUUGUGCAUUACAAUGGUAGCAAGGCUUCAUUUGUACAGACCCGAGGAUCAAUACCUGUUUUCUGGUCUCAAAGACCCAAUCUCAAGUACAAACCAUUGCCACAGAUCAACAAAGUAGCAAAUCAUAUGGAUGGUUUCCAAAGGCAUUUUGAUUCACAAGUAAUUAUUUAUGGAAAACAAAUCAUAAUCAAUCUGGUAAACCAGAAGGGCUCAGAGAAGCCUCUUGAGCAGACCUUUGCCACAAUGGUGUCUUCCUUGGGAAGUGGAAUGAUCAGGUACAUUGCCUUUGACUUCCAUAAGGAAUGUAAAAAUAUGAGAUGGGACCGACUGAGUGUUUUAUUGGAUCAGGUAGCAGAAAUGCAGGAUGAAUUAAGUUAUUUUCUAGUAGACUCUACUGGCAAAGUGGUGACAAACCAGGAAGGUGUUUUCCGCAGCAAUUGCAUGGAUUGUUUAGAUAGAACGAAUGUGAUCCAGAGUUUGUUAGCUCGACGUUCACUUCAGGCCCAGCUUCAGAGACUAGGAGUUUUACAUGUGGGACAAAAGAUUGAAGAACAAGAUGAAUUUGAGAAGAUUUACAAAAACGCUUGGGCUGACAAUGCAAAUGCCUGUGCCAAACAAUAUGCAGGAACUGGUGCCUUGAAGACUGACUUUACCAGAACUGGAAAGAGAACUCAGCUGGGACUUAUAAUGGAUGGCUGGAACUCACUAAUACGAUAUUACAAGAACAAUUUUUCUGAUGGAUUUAGACAAGACUCUAUAGACUUAUUUCUUGGGAACUAUUCAGUGGAUGAAUUAGAAUCUCAUAGUCCUUUAAGUGUUCCAAGGGACUGGAAAUUCCUGGCUUUGCCUAUUAUCAUGGUUGUUGCCUUUUCGAUGUGCAUUAUCUGUCUGCUUAUGGCUGGUGACACUUGGACAGAAACACUGGCCUAUGUGCUCUUCUGGGGAGUAGCGAGCAUUGGAACAUUUUUCAUUAUUCUCUAUAAUGGCAAAGAUUUUGUGGAUGCUCCCAGAUUGGUCCAGAAAGAAAAGAUAGAUUGAAUUUGUAUUUGUGGAAAGCGGCUUGGAUUAGAAGAUUCCAUGAUGCAGAACUGGAGUCUUUACUGACUCGCUUUCCACAUGAGCCCAAGGUCAUUCGAAAGCCUUUUUUCUUUUGCUCUCCCCAAAGCACCUCAUGUGCUCCUUGCUGGGUGAUGACUUGGAAUUGAUCUGAUGUUUCUGCCUUCAUAAUCUCUUUACUAUUGAGAGGGUUAUAUUUAUAAUUUGAAGCUCUACUAGAAUUGAAAUACAAUCUGCAUUCAGCUCAUGGAAUGGAGGGACUGUAUUCAUUGUCAAGCUAAUCAGCUGUUAACAGAUAAGUAAUAUAUUUUAAAAAAAUAUUUAGCCUCUUUCAUUAUUUAAAACCGGAAAAUUAUUUUUCUAGCUCUGUUUCAUUAUUGUCAUCAUAGAUGCAGUCACACACACAGCCCUCCCUCCAGCUUCAGAUUUCCCUUAAAAAACUUAGUAAUAAGCUAAUCCUACUGUAUUGAUAAAACGUAAGUUUCUUACAGGCAUCAAGUAGAUUUGAAGAGAAGGUCUGCGACUUCAUGGGAGGAAUGAGGCAAAGCAGGACCUGGAUUUUUUUGUGAUUUCCAUGACCUAGGUCAGCUCGAGCCGCCGCAGAGCUCUAACAGUCAAAGUGAGACGGAAGAGUUCACAUAUACUUUAUCUUUUAUAAAAGCUGUAGACAAAAAUCAAAGAAUGUAAAAUCUUUUAUCUCUUAUGCCAAAGGUCCAAAGCCACCUCUUUAGAAGGACCACCCCAUUAUGGAAACUGCCCUUGGUUGGCAGGUCGCCUGCUUCUAAACACUUGAGUUUCUCUGUGGUUUACUCGUCAAGCCCUGUGGGGCCUCCAGUAGGGUCUCGUGCUAAAUUUGGUAUCGUACUUGGGGCGGCUGCCACUUUUCCAUGCAUGGUACUGUUUCUUUCUUACUCUGUCAGGCUUUUGGUUGGCUGUCAGUGAGUGCGUCUGAUCCUUGGCUCUUCUAGGUAGUUAACAUUCUCCAGAUCAAGGACCAACUUCAACUUGAAUGUACGUGCAAAAACAAACCUGCAUCGUUGUCAUUGUCAGACUGUAUAUUCAAAUUAAAAUUAUGAGGUUUAGAUGAUAGAACAGUAAGUUAGUAUAAUUACCACUGUUUCAAGACAAUUCAGUUAAACACUGCUACAGUAUCUUAGUGUUUUGCUGCAAAGUAUGUACAGCUUCCCCCCCCCCCCACUGGCAAUAACCUAUGUUGUUCUUCAAUAUUUCUAAAGCGCCUUUAUUAUAAUGUUACCUUUCUUCAACCUUAUCUUUUAUAAACAUUCAUAGGAGUGGCUGCUUUUAAGAAAUCCUAAACAAAGUAAUAGCUGGGGAAACCCUCGUGUAGCUUAAAAUCAGUCAUGAAAAUUCACAAUAGGGUAAGUCAAUAGAGCCACCUAUUUGUAACAUGUAAAUAAGCCUAAUUUGUUCCAAAGAUGGAAUAUUGAAACAUAGCUUAUAUCUACUGUAAUGUAUCAUGCAAAUGCUAUUGGACAUUUUGAUAGUAAGAACUUCACAUUAACUCCAACAAAGACCAAAUCUGAAUUGCUGGCGUGGCUGCUUUGCAGGGAAUGUACUAGUAAUCUUGGUGUGUUAGGUCUUAAGCUAUCGAUAUUUCAGGAUCCUGCGGUGAUUUUCCUUCUCCAUUCAUGUACUGUAUGUCCAUAAAUGAAAAUAAAAUGUUGUAUUCUUUUCUAA
Molecule: messenger RNA, 3563 nt
Organism: Dipodomys ordii (Ord's kangaroo rat)
Lineage: Eukaryota; Metazoa; Chordata; Mammalia; Rodentia; Heteromyidae
Gene: Sacm1l
Product: SAC1 suppressor of actin mutations 1-like (yeast)
Exons: 20
Coding region: 84-1847 (587 amino acids)
Biological process (GO): phosphatidylinositol dephosphorylation
Cellular component (GO): endoplasmic reticulum
Molecular function (GO): phosphatidylinositol-4-phosphate phosphatase activity
Source: RefSeq, a predicted model, not a curated record